This is a messenger RNA of Morus notabilis, 462 nucleotides long. RefSeq lists its product as uncharacterized. Bases 1 to 462 code for a protein of 153 amino acids. The transcript has 2 exons. The record is from RefSeq and is a predicted model, not a curated record. Lineage: Eukaryota; Viridiplantae; Streptophyta; Magnoliopsida; Rosales; Moraceae.
AUGGCACCUUAUGAAGCAUUAUAUGGUCGGAAGUGUAGAUCCCCAAUUCACUGGGAUGAUAUGGGUGAGAAGAAGUAUCUGGGUCCAGAGUUAGUACAGCAAACAGAGGAGGCAAUUCAGAAGAUUCAUGGGGUUAUAAGUUUUUGCAAGCAAGGGAAAUUAAGUCCAAGAUACAUUGGACCAUAUGAUAUUGUCGAAAGAAUUGAAAAAGUGGCUUAUAGACUGGCUCUACCACUAGCACUAGCAAGAGUCCAUGAUGUAUUCCAUGUAUCGAUACUGAGGAAGUAUGUGCCGGACCCAUCACAUGUACUACGCCAAGAGGAUAUAGAGUUGAACAAAGACUUGACUUAUGAGGAACAACCAGUGAAAAUCUUGGACAACAGAGUGAAGCAACUUAGAAAUAAAGAGACAUCUCUAGUUAAGGUCCUUUGGAGAAGUCAACAGGCGGAGGACGCGACAUAG